Ostreobium quekettii is the source of this 675-nucleotide messenger RNA. NCBI's taxonomy places the organism in Eukaryota, Viridiplantae, Chlorophyta, Ulvophyceae, Bryopsidales, Ostreobiaceae. The record is from the annotation of a GenBank genome assembly.
AUGGAGGUGAUGCAUGCGGGGUGGUUCGUGCGACUGCCGGUGGCGCUCAACCUGUCGCUGUGGAGGGACGCCGGCCUAGUGUACUACGAUCCGAGGCGGGCGGGCGACAGUUACGCGAGGGCGGAGAUGCUGAAGGGGCUGGGGCACAUCACCGUCGAGGGGCACGGGGCGAAGGAAGCGGACGGUGCUGCGACGGGUGCAGGUCAAGGAGGAUCCAAAUUGCACCUUCCUGAGCCCGAUGUGCCACUGACAAUAGCCAUGGCUGGACUGCACAUUGACAAGGAUUUCGCAAUGGAGCAGUGCCCCACUGGUGACAUCCGUGUGCUCAUUGGCAUUAUUACUCGAUGCUGUGGAUCCUUGGUGGGUGGGUGUGCAUGGAGUUGGAACAAGCCAUGUAUUUCAGUGCAUUUUGGCCUUUUGCAUCAGCAAGGCCGUUCCUGCCCCCAUUGUGUUGCUGCUGUCCAUCAGCUCAUUGGAUGUUCAAUGCAGAAAAAAACACAUCACUGUCCCGGUCACAGCAACCACUGCUGGAACAGCGAAAUGCCGCACAAAAUCUCCUGGGCAUGGAGGGAACGAUGGGCAAGAGCAAUGGAGUGCGCUGUUUCAUUAAUGUUUUACGAUGCGAUGUUUGAAGCAUCUUUUUAUGUGCAUUUCGCACUCCCAUUGCACCAGUGA